CAUCUUCCACACAAACUUCCCACUUUUUUUCCUCUCCUCUCCUUUUUCCUCAUUGCAUUUUUAUUCUUCCCUUUCUGUCUCUUAACCCUUCGAAAUGGCAAAAGUUGCAGAUAAACCCUUCUUCCCCAAGCCUUUUCUGGUCUUCUUUGUUUUGUCGAUCAUUUUUGGAUUUGGAAUAACUCUCUCCGAGGCAGGUUUUCCCAAAAUAAGACACUACAAAUGGGAGGUUGAGUACAUGUUUUGGUCCCCGGAUUGUGUUGAAAACAUUGUUAUGGGAAUCAACGGCCAGUUUCCUGGACCGACGAUUAGAGCUAACGCGGGUGAUAUGGUCGUUGUGGAGCUAACUAACAAGCUCCACACUGAAGGUGUUGUUAUUCAUUGGCAUGGAAUCCUACAACGAGGUACUCCUUGGGCUGAUGGCACUGCUUCCAUCUCGCAGUGUGCCAUUAACCCAGGUGAGACCUUCACUUACCGGUUUGUGGUAGAUAAGGCUGGGACAUAUUUCUAUCAUGGCCAUUUAGGGAUGCAAAGAUCGGCUGGGUUGUAUGGGUCUUUGAUAGUGGAUCCACAAGAAGGAACAAGUGAGCCAUUCCAUUACGAUGAAGAGAUCAACUUGUUGCUUAGUGAUUGGUGGCAUCAAAGUGUUCACAAGCAAGAAGUUGGUCUUAGUUCCAAACCAAUGCGUUGGAUUGGUGAGCCUCAGAGCAUAUUGAUAAAUGGGAGAGGGCAAUUUGAUUGUUCAAUAGCAGCUAAAUACAAAAAUGGUUUGAAGCAAUGUGAGUUGAGUGGAAAAGAACAAUGUGCACCAUUUAUCCUACAUGUUCAUCCCAAGAAAACUUAUCGUAUCAGAAUUGCUAGUACCACUGCAUUGGCUUCUCUCAACUUUGCCAUUGGAAAUCACAAACUGUUAGUGGUAGAAGCCGACGGCAACUACGUUCAACCAUUUUCAACUUCCGAUAUCGAUAUUUAUUCCGGCGAGUCCUACUCCGUCCUCAUUACCACCGACCAAAACCCAUCGGAAAACUACUGGGUAUCCAUUGGCGUCCGCGCACGGCUACCCAAAACCCCUCCAGGACUAACCGUCCUCAACUACCUCCCCAACUCCGUCUCCAAAUUACCCAUUUCUCCGCCUCCGGAAACCCCUGACUGGGAGGAUUUUGACCGGAGCAAAAACUUCACGUUCAGAAUCUUCGCCGCCAUGGGCAGUCCAAAGCCACCGGUGAGAUACAACCGCCGCCUCUUCCUCCUCAACACCCAAAAUCGAAUAAACGGGUUCAUGAAAUGGGCCAUCAACAAUGUCUCUUUAGCUCUCCCUCCAACGCCGUACCUCGCCGCCAUGAAAUUCAGGCUAAGCACUGCCUUCAACCAAAAUCCGCCACCAGAAACAUUCCCAAUAGACUACGACAUCAACAACCCACCGCGGAACCCUGAAACGGCAACGGGCAACGGCGUUUACAAGUUCAAUAUGGGGGAAACGGUAGACGUGAUUCUACAAAACGCUAAUAUGUUAAACGCCAAUACGAGUGAGAUUCACCCUUGGCAUUUGCACGGGCAUGACUUUUGGGUUUUGGGGUAUGGAGAGGGGAAAUUUUCCGCCGCCGAGGAUGGGAGGAAAUUGAAUUUGAAAAACCCACCGUUGAGGAAUACAGUGGUGAUUUUCCCAUAUGGGUGGACGGCGAUUCGAUUCGUGGCGGAUAACCCAGGUGUUUGGGCGUUCCAUUGCCAUAUUGAACCUCAUUUGCAUAUGGGAAUGGGAGUUAUCUUUGCGGAAGGAGUUCAUAAGGUAGGAAUGAUUCCGCCGAACGCAAUGGCUUGUGGCAGUACCGCGAUGAUUAAGAAUUAUCCCCGAAAACCCUAAAAACCUUAGAAAGAGAAACCCCUAAUAAUAAAAAAGCCUCGAGAAUAGUAGUAAGGUAAGGUACGUAAACCCUAAAACACCAUAGAAAGAGAAGCCACUAAAGAACCCUAGGAGGUGGUAUGUAUUCAUAUUGUGUUUUGGAGAGAAUAAAUUAAAUUAAUAUUUGGGGGGUUUUAGGGUUUAGGGAAGUAAAAUUAAUCUUGUUUAGUGUUAAUUAAUUGUUAUUGUGAACUUAUUAUUGUUA
Messenger RNA from Cucumis melo (muskmelon), 2102 nucleotides. RefSeq names its product L-ascorbate oxidase. NCBI's taxonomy places the organism in Eukaryota, Viridiplantae, Streptophyta, Magnoliopsida, Cucurbitales, Cucurbitaceae. The record is from RefSeq and is marked provisional. Gene Ontology annotation, cellular component: plasmodesma; extracellular region. Gene Ontology annotation, molecular function: oxidoreductase activity; copper ion binding.